ACGCCUAGCUUGAAACAGAACAGUCGCAAAGUAAAUAUUUUGUGUCCUUGUGCAUGUGCAUAAAAAAGUGAAUUUUGUGUUGAUUUUCUCGUUUUUACAUAAAAAAGGAUAAUGGUGAGACACAGGGAACACCAGGAGAAUGUGCGCCUUGUACGGUUGGUUAAGCAAAAUCCCUGCCUGUAUGAUUUUGGCAUGUCUGAAUACUCAGAUCGGGAGCAUAUAGAGAAAGUUUGGAAGAAAAUCGCGCAAGAAAUGGGAGACAAUCCACAAAAUGUCCGAGAUAAGUGGAGGAAUUUGCGAACAGUAUUCCUGCGAAAAUUGAAAGCAGAACAAAAUGGGCAAACACUUAAAUGUCGAUACUAUCUUAUGGAUGAAAUGAAAUUCAUCAUGCCGUUCGUGAAGAUGACCGUACCAUAUCAGAUUGCAUCCAAACAAACCACCACCGAUGAGGAAGUCACAUUGGACACAUCGAAGAAUACAGACGAAGAUGAGGAGACAACAACAAAUACAAAGCGACGCAUCCGGAGUAGACGUCUGAAACCUGUGGAAACAGUGGAAGAACCGCGGGAAUGUGAAGAGUACGAAGUUGUUCUGGAGGAACCCUUCCCACAAACAUCCACAGCAAGUGAUUCCGAGAAGAAGAAACUGAUUCGUAGCCUCAUUCAUGAGAUUGAUACGGAAAAUGAGACGUAUUCCAUCAACUACGGUGAGGUGAAGACACAAAAAAGGAAAUAUUCAUCUUCAGACACGGAAAACCCACGGAAGAUGUUCUUGCUGAGUCUCCUUCCGGAAAUGGAACAAAUGACUGACAAACAAAUGAGCUUCUUUCGACGCAAAGUUCUUGCCCUGCUGGAUGACAUACUCUACGGCGAUGACUAAAUUGUAACGAAUCUUGCUCUCCGUAUUAAUAAAAGAAAAUUCUCUCCUA
Lutzomyia longipalpis is the source of this 928-nucleotide messenger RNA. RefSeq lists its product as uncharacterized. Gene Ontology annotation, molecular function: DNA binding. Gene Ontology annotation, cellular component: nucleus; transcription regulator complex. Lineage: Eukaryota; Metazoa; Arthropoda; Insecta; Diptera; Psychodidae. The transcript is spliced from 2 exons. The record is from RefSeq and is a predicted model, not a curated record. Gene Ontology annotation, biological process: regulation of transcription by RNA polymerase II. Bases 112 to 879 code for a protein of 255 amino acids.